AUGAGCACACCUGCAAACUCAAAGCGUUUGACAAAGCGAUCGGCAUUCGCGCUGCUCGUCCACGCGGCCGUGUUUUGCCUCUGCUAUUGGUUAGCUUUUGGCUUUCGUUUCGACUUCACUUUCACCUCGCAAAUCAGAGAGAUCUUCUGGAUCUCACUUCCAGCGGUUCUGCUAACCAAGCUGGUUAUCUUCUACGCACUAGGUCACUGUCAUGUUUCUUGGCGGUACGUAACGUUUUCCGACCUCGCGUUACUACUGAAGGCCUCGUUGCUGUCCCUGUUGGCCAUCGCUGCGAUUGACUACUUCCUGGUAGAUGGGCUGCACUCGAACCGCGUUUACGCACCGAUGCACAUUCCUCGGGGCAUUCCCCCGAUGGACUUUGUGCUCACCGUGAUGAUCCUCGGCGGGCUCCGAGCCCUGUGGCGACUAUCGCGAGAAGAGGUAAUCCCGCUUUUCAAUAAGAAGGGUUAUCGCGAAGCAUUAAUCGUUGGAGCGAAUCAUGCCGGUGAGUCACUCGCCAGACAGCUACAGUCCGAUCCCCGGUUGAAGUACACCAUCGUUGGUUUUCUCGACAGUGACCCUGUUCGUCACGGAUCGAUGUUAGCUGGCGUCCCCGUGCUGGGCCGUCCGCGUGACGUGGGUCGCUAUGCGGCCGGGCGCGAUAUCCAGGAUGUGUUGGUCGUGUCGGGGGCCAUGUCGGGUAAAGAGAUUCGCCAGUUGAUGGAUCACUGCGAACCUGUCGGCAUCACGGUGAAGGUGCUUCCCUCGGUUGAUGAGUUGCUCAACAGCAACUACCAGAUUCAGAUUCGCGACGUGAACAUUACCGACCUCCUGCGCCGCGAACCGGUCGAGCUCAAUAGCGAGGCCAUCGGCGAGUUGCUCGAAGGCAAGACGGUGAUGGUCACCGGUGCUGGUGGCAGCAUCGGUUCGGAAGUAUGCCGCCAGGUAUUGCGGUUUUCGCCCAAGUCGCUCCUACUCGUCGAGCGCGCCGAGAACAGUCUGUUCACCAUUGAACAGGAGUUGGGCCGGCUGGCAAUCACUUCCGAGAUUCAUCCGUGUGUGGCCGAUAUCGCCGAUGCUCAGCGGCUAGAUCAGAUUUUACUGCAACAUCGCCCCGACGUGAUCUUCCACGCGGCCGCCCACAAGCAUGUGCCUAUGAUGGAGUCGAACCCCGGCGAAGCCAUCAAGAAUAACGUUGUCGGAACUAAGCUUUUGGCCGAGGCCGCCGACCGCCACGAUGUAAAGCGCUUUGUGAUGAUCUCGACCGAUAAGGCGGUUAAUCCUACGAGCAUCAUGGGGGUCUCGAAGCAAAUAGCGGAGCGCUUCGUGCAGUCGUACGCGGCAUAUGCGAAGACCACCAAGUACGUGGUUGUUCGCUUUGGGAAUGUGCUGGGUUCGGCCGGCAGCGUCGUUCCGACGUUCAAGGCCCAAAUUCGUCGUGGAGGUCCCGUCACCGUCACGCACGAGAAGAUGGAACGAUUCUUUAUGACCAUCCCCGAGGCCUCGCAACUUGUCUUGCAGGCGGCGGCCAUGGGGACCGGUGGUGAGAUCUUCGUUCUUGAUAUGGGUGAACCCGUCAAGAUUGUUGAUCUUGCGCGAGAUCUAAUCCAUCUUUCGGGGCUCACCGAGGAUGACAUCGACAUCGUCUUCACGGGCCUUCGCCCUGGUGAAAAGCUUUAUGAAGAACUUUACUUCGAUGAAGAAGAGAUGCUGGCGACCGACCACCCGAAACUGUUCGCCGCCUACCAUCGUCCCUACGAAAUGAAUGAGGUUCGACAAGCCAUCGACGAACUUUGUUCGCUGGCUCAUGGUCCUGCCGACGUCCUCAGACGCCGUCUGAAGCACUACGUUCCAGAGUACCAACUCAACGGGCCACCCAAGCCUGCGGAGAAGGCGCCGGAAGAAAAAAGUGCGAGUGACGCAGAAUUCUCGCUGUUGAAUAUCUCGAUAGACCAACGUUCGGUCGGGCCCGGCUCGCCGUGUUUCGUGAUCGCUGAAGUUGCGCAAGCUCACGACGGCAGCUUGGGAACCGCACACGCCUACAUCGAUGUCGUGGCCCGAAGCGGCGCCGAUGCGAUUAAGUUUCAAACCCAUAUCGCUGCUGCCGAAUCGACUCCGGGCGAACCGUUCCGUGUUAAGUUCUCCCCUCAGGAUGAAACUCGGUACGACUACUGGAAGCGAAUGGAGUUCACUCCUUCGCAGUGGGAAGGCUUGGCUAAGCACGCGGCAGAACAAGGUCUGGCGUUUCUCUCGACCCCGUUUUCAAUGGAAGCGAUCGAACUGCUCUCAAAGGUUGGGGUGCCUGCCUGGAAGGUUGGUUCAGGCGAAGUCACGAACUUGCCGAUGCUUCGGCGGAUGGCCAGCACUGGCAACCCCGUGAUUCUCUCCAGUGGCAUGUCGCCCUGGGAAGAUCUAGAUCAAGCAGUCACAACCAUUCGCAAUGCAGGUGCUGGAGUAGCUCUGCUGCAGUGCACAACCGCUUAUCCGUGCCCUGCGGAAAAGAUUGGGUUGAAUGUGAUCGACGAGCUACGUCAACGGUACGAUUGCCCGGCGGGGCUCUCUGAUCACUCCGGAACAAUUUACCCGGGCCUCGCGGCAACCUCCCUGGGCAGCGACUUACUUGAGAUCCACGUGGUUCUAUCACGUGACUGCUUCGGCCCCGAUGUUAAGGCCUCGGUCACCCCAUCAGAGCUGAAGCAAUUGGUCGACGGGAUACGCUUCAUCGAAACCUGCCUGGACAACCCAGUGAACAAGGCCGCCGUGGCCGACGAAAUGACCGAGCUGCGAAGCAUCUUUGGUAAGAGCAUCGUGGCCGCUCAAGACCUACCUGCGGGACAUACCCUUACCGAUGCGGAUUUAGCACUUAAGAAACCCGGCACCGGGAUUUCCGCAUCACGAUACGACGAAGUGCUGGGGCGAAAGCUAACCCAAGCCGUGAGUCGAGACACCAUGCUUUCGGAGAAUCAUCUUGACUGA
This is a messenger RNA of Cladocopium goreaui, 2976 nucleotides long. NCBI's taxonomy places the organism in Eukaryota, Dinophyceae, Suessiales, Symbiodiniaceae. The record is from the annotation of a GenBank genome assembly.